CCUCGCCUUCGUUUCUGUAGUGAGUCAUCUCAACGAGUGAGACGAUCUUAUUGUGGGUCAAAGCCAAAAGUGGGCGCGGCCGCAUCACUUGUUUGAUUGCUUCUUUCGCGGAAGUAACCCACUUGUCGCCUCAUCUUCAAGAUGACUUGUGUAACUUUCUUUUGUUUGCUCUAAAAUCAACAACUCUGUGACUCGAAGUCAUGGCGGCGACUCCGGAGCGGUCGGUCAAGCUCAACCCGCUCAACGAAGAGUGGAAGAAGCUGUGCGACGUUUUGGACCGAAGCCCCGGCAAUGGAUGGCGAAGACUCGGAGAGAUUGUGGCACAGGACCGGCGCUUCAGACUCAGUGCAGACAACUUGGAGAUGUGCUCUCUGAAGGUCCUGCAGCCCGACGGCAGUCCGAGCCGCAUGCUGCUGAUGAUGCUAGCGGAGCGAGGCUGCACAUGCGGACAGCUGAUGGACUUCCUUCGCGCACUGGCCAACGCGGAGGCCCUCCACUGCCUCCAAGCGCUGGCCUUGCAGAUCAUCACCCAGCCACAAUCGGUGUCGCUGCUGUGUGGGCACAACUUGCACCUCAGCUGCCAAGCUGUUGGCCAUUCGCCAGUGCAGUACCAGUGGUUCAAGUCCAAGGAGGAGGUGCCAAACGGCUCCACGGCUGACUUGGCUAUCAACGGCGUCCACGUGAAGGACGGCGGCUUCUACAUCUGCCGUGUCAACUGCGGCGAAUCCUUCCAGUUCAGUCAGUGGGCUCAAGUGGACGUCCUGGACGUGUCCGUGUCGAGCGGCUACGCCCGCCAGUCUUCGGAUGAUAAUCUGGAGGUGGCCCUCCAGCCUCGCCCGCAGCGGCUGCUGGCCGGCGCCGCCCUACAGUUGGAGUGCGGCGCAGCGGGCUGCCCCAUCCCUCACUAUCAGUGGCACUGUGACGGCGUGCCUCUUCCAGGUGCCACCAGGAGGAAACUCACCAUCCCAAACGCCACACAGGACCACCAGGGAAAGUACCGCUGCGGGAUCAUCAGUGGAGGCGAGAGGACGUGGACCAGCGAGGUGGAGGUCUUGAUCGCUCCAAGUGCGCCGGUCCAGAUUUCAGGACCAAUGGAGUGCUCCGAAGAUGACCUUUAUGCCAUUGGAGGAGGUUCCACCGAUUUCCUCCUAAACAGUGUACCUGAGCAACUACAUGCAGCGGACAAGGUCGCCCUGCUGAUAGGCAACCUGUCCUACCAGAACCACCCGCAACUCAAAGCCCCCAUGGUGGACGUAUACGACCUCACCAACGUGUUACGGCAGCUGGACUUCAAGGUGGUCUCCCUGCUGGACCUCACCGAGUUGGAAAUGCGCAACGCCGUCCACGAGUUCCUGCUGCUGCUCCACAAAGGGGUCUACGGCUUGCUGUAUUACGCCGGCCACGGCUACGAAAACUACGGCAACAGCUUUAUGGUCCCGGUGGACGCACCCAAUCCGUACCGCUCGGCCGACUGCUUGUGCGUGCAGAGCAUCCUCAAGCUGAUGCAGGAGAAGGAGACGGGCCUCAACGUCUUCCUGCUUGACAUGUGCAGGAAGAGGAAUGUCCAUGACGAAAGCACGCACAAUGUCAUCUUGAGGGUGACCGCUAACAUUGUCUUUGGAUACGCCACGUGCCAAGAUGCUGAAGCUUUUGAGCUGAGCUCCAGCGAUUUCACCAACGGCGUCUUUGUCAAGUUCUUGAAGAAACGCCUGCUGGAUGACGAGAAGAUCACCGUGGUGCUGGACAGAGUCGCCGAGGACAUGGGCCAGUUUGACGCCACCAGGGGUAAGCAGGCGCUGGAGAUCCGCAGCAGCCUGUCCGAGCGGCGGGCCCUGACCGACCCGGUGCUGCCCGGUGCCGCCGACCUCCCCCACAGUCAACAGUGGGCCAAAGCCCACGAGCUUCCAGAGAGCAUGUACGUGGACUUUGAGUGCGGCGCUCAGAUCAAGUUGGGCUUCGCUGCCGAGUUCUCCAACGUUCUGGUUGUUUACACGCACAUCGUCAGGAAGCCCGCCGAACUCUCUACGUGUCAGGCGCACGUCACCGACUUCCCUCAGGAGCUGGACGUGGACCCAAAGGCAAUGAACCGGAGCACCCCGGAGGACACUGGUGUCUACCUGCUGUCCAGCCACCUGCCGCAUCAUUGUCUCUACACCAGACUGUGCUCACUACAGAAGCUCAAGGAUGAUCUGGUGUUCACCGCGUGCCUGCGGGGCGCCUCGGCAGCCAUGGACGCCGACGACAGUGUCUCUUGGACUGAGAACGUCAACAUCGGCAAGCCGCUGAUCGCCCGCCUGGACUUGCAUCAAGCCACGCGGCAGAACAGCUGCCUGCUGACGUGCCCCAUGCCCCACAGCCCCACGGCCCACUACAAGCAUCCGGACCAGGACCGCAGCCACCAGCAUCACCGCCUUGACGUUUCCGUGGGUGGGCGGACGGUGGCCGAAGGUGUGGCGGCCUACGGUUCCAGCAUCCCUAUCGAGGCUAGCGACGACGUGGAUGAGCUGCAUACAGCGUUCAUCGAAAGCCUGCAGCUCCAGCGGUCCUGAUUCGCUGGACCAGCAUGAAAUAUUAGCUCGCACACUCAACAUUAAAAUGUCAGCCUGUGGGACGUGCCCCUCCCUCUCCGGCGACAGAGCAGCCUGACUCGAACGGCCGCGGGCUGUGAGCUGACAUCACGGCGGAGGCGUCAC
Messenger RNA from Syngnathus acus (greater pipefish), 2693 nucleotides. It is a transcript of the gene malt1, whose product is annotated as MALT paracaspase 1. The record is from RefSeq and is a predicted model, not a curated record. NCBI's taxonomy places the organism in Eukaryota, Metazoa, Chordata, Actinopteri, Syngnathiformes, Syngnathidae. Bases 201 to 2549 code for a protein of 782 amino acids. The transcript has 18 exons. Gene Ontology annotation, biological process: proteolysis. Gene Ontology annotation, molecular function: cysteine-type endopeptidase activity.